This is a messenger RNA of Effrenium voratum, 769 nucleotides long. The record is from the annotation of a GenBank genome assembly. Lineage: Eukaryota; Dinophyceae; Suessiales; Symbiodiniaceae.
AGGCUUAAGGCCCAAGCUUGAGCGCAGCGCGAAGCCGAGCCGAGGCGCGAUCGGCGCGAUGUCGGGCCUCCCGGAGGAGAUGAAGCAGCUGGCCGGCUUCCGGCGGGGCGUGCCCUUGCAGAACAACCACAGGGGUGCCACACUGGAAAACUCGGAGUACCUGGCGGUGAAGGAAAACGUGCAGCCAGUGGAGCUGGAGAAUUUGAAGAGGGUCUUUAAAUGGCUGGACACCAAGAAGGAUGACAAGAUUUGCUGGCAGGAGCUGUCAGAAGCCUUGACGAAGCUUAGCGCCAAGACCCCGAAAGAUCAGAUCGAGCUGUGGAUAUGGGAGGUCGACGACGACCUUGACGGCAUGGUAGGAUGGGAUGAGUUCCUGACGAUGUAUCAGCGGUGCAUUUCUGACCAGACUGGUUUUGAGCCCCGCAAUCUCUUCAACUUGGUGCAGUUCUUGAUGUACGACAAGGACUUCCACCACAAAAUCAGCGUCGAGCAGACACUGCAGAUCAUCUACGUCCGGCACGGCAGAAGCAACCUGGACGACGAGAUCACAGAGAUUUUCGGCACACAGCAAAAAGGUUCGGACGGCCAAGAGUUGAAGAUCACAUUCUCCCAAUUCUUCGAGAACGCGAACAAGCGGCUCAAAGCUUUGCGGGAGAAGAAGAAAGAGGUGACAAAGGUGCCAAUCGCGACCAGACCGCGGAAGUGAAUUCACCUGUUUCACCCAGUGUCGUUGCAGGGAGUGGAUCAGAUUCCGCAAUGCAUGUGAGCA